CAGGCAGUGCGGGGGGCAGCGACUCGUCGUCCUCGACGCGCCGCGGGCCUUCUGGGGACCAGUGUUACUACAGCCGCCAGCAUUAUGUCUGUGAGCGAGAUCUUCAUCGAGCUGCAAGGAUUCCUGGCUGCUGAGCAGGACAUUCGAGAGGAAAUCCGGAAAGUUGUACAGAGUUUAGAGCAGACAGCCCGAGAAAUUUUAACUUUGCUUCAAGGGGUUCAUCAAGGUUCUGGAUUUCAGGACAUUCCAAAGAAAUGUCUGAAAGCUCGAGAACAUUUUGACACAGUAAAAACACAGCUAACAUCUCUGAAGACCAAGUUCCCUGCUGAACAGUAUUACAGAUUUCAUGAACAUUGGCGGUUUGUAUUGCAGCGCUUGGUCUUCCUGGCAGCAUUUGUUGUGUAUUUGGAAACAGAAACACUUGUGACUCGAGAAGCAGUUACAGAAAUACUUGGCAUUGAACCAGAUCGAGAAAGAGGAUUUCAUUUGGACAUUGAAGACUAUCUCUCUGGUGUGUUAAUUCUUGCUAGUGAACUGUCUCGCCUGUCAGUUAACAGUGUCACUGCUGGGGACUAUGCCCGUCCUCUUCAUAUCUCUACAUUCAUCAAUGAGCUAGAUUCUGGCUUCCGACUUCUCAACUUAAAAAAUGAUUCGCUGAGAAAACGCUAUGAUGGCCUGAAGUAUGAUGUGAAAAAAGUAGAAGAAGUGGUCUACGACUUGUCAAUCCGAGGUUUCAAUAAGGAAGCAGCAGCCGCUUGUACAGAGAAAUAGAUUUUCCUUGUUAUUGGCCUUGUUUACUUCCAGUGGUUGCCAGUAAAGGGGUGGGAACUUUAAUAUCCCUCUCCUGUGGUAGUUUAGAAGCUGCAAAUGCUUAAAAACUUCUCUUUAUUUUCUUACCAGUUGCAUGGUACAGGUAUAAGAAAUGAAACACUUUUUUAAGAAAAAAAAAAAAAGCCUUCAGAAGGAUAGAAUUCCCUUUCUUGUUGCAGUGAACUUAUUCUAUAAUUCAGUGUAUUUCAGUUCUGCCAACAGUAGUAACUGCCAACUUCUCAGUAAAAAUAGUUCACAUGUUUAUCCUGACUUCCUUGACAUAAUUGUGUUGAGUGCUUGGUGUCUUGCUUGUAUAUUUUUCCUUCUGUGAUAAUUCCUACUCUUUACAUAUCCCAAAAGGCAGACUAGUCGUGCCUAGAUCUGGUAUGAACUUAUAAAUAGACAAUUAAAAAUAAUUUUUGUAAAAUUAAAAUAUAUGAAAAAUGCUUUCUGGUUAAAUAAUGUUUUUGUUAAUUUAAGAAGUCCUGUGAAUGAAUUGAGUGUCAAAGUUUUAUAGGGGAGGCAUUUCUCAAAUAUUCUUAAUAAUGUUUGUAAAAAUGAUGAAGAUUUGCUUUGCUUAAUCAAUCUAAAAAUUAUUUUGGGAGGUGAAAUAUCUAUUUGGACUUAAGUUUUUGGUGAAUUUUUCUUUUUCUAUUAUCAGGCUCAGACAAAAAUUUAGUGUUUAAAAGCCACUGCUUUUUGAUGCUAGAAUGAUUCACUUUGAGAACUAUUACCAUAAAAACAAUCUAUACUUAGGUCAUGGUCACAUGCUUUGUGGGAUUUAUACCUAGAUGACAAACCACAUUUCUAGAAGCCAGAAAAAUAGCUUGGGCUGGAGGCAUACAACCAUCAUAGGAGUUAUUAUUUUUUUAAACCCUUACCUUCUGUCUUACUAUCAGUUCUAAGAAAGAAGAUCAGCAAGGACUAGAUGAACCCAGGUCCAGAUGUAGUGCUUUUCACUGUGCUACUUAGCUGCCCUUGUGAGUUAUUUUUUAGAAAUGUCCCGCAUUCUACAUAUUUAUAUUAUAUAAAUGAGAACUUGGCAGUUUGUACCUUGGGUAAAAGAAAAGCAUUCUCUUAAUUUUGUGGGGCAUGACACCAGAAUAUUCUUCAUCUGCUAUUCACAGAAGUAAUGAAUACUAUUAAGACUGUAACUUUAGUGCUUAGAACUAGUUGAAGGAAAGUUGCCAUUCUUGACACUUGUAAUACAAAGUAGUUACUGACCUUGAUGUUGAAUACUAGUCAUUUAUUCUGUUUGUAACAUAGAGCAUAUUUUACAUAAUUAAAAUUAAGAAUUUUGGCCUUUAUGCUAAGGAAAAUAGAAACAGUGACACAAGUUAUUACACAGAUUAAUUUGUAAACUGUUGACAGCACAUAUAAAUUAAUUACAGACUAUUGAUACUAGUGAAUUUCAAGUGAUAAUCAUUGAGAAAAAUUUUCCAAGUAUUCUUUUUAAAGAGUAGGCUAUGGAAAGGCCUCUUUUAAGAGCUCAGGCACUGAAAGGUGCUCAGGUAGAUGAACCAAGGCAUUUAAAAAUAAUGCCACUUUCUGACCUGAAAAGAAGACUUCAUUUAGAUGAUCUAAAGCAGAUAGUAAGUUUGAUGUCAUUUUUUUUCUUUUUAAGUGUUGUUUCUGCUUGAGAAUGUUAAAAGUUCUAUGGGAAGGUUGUGGAUUAUGAUUCUGAAUGGAAAAAAACAUUUAAAGGGGAGAAGAAAGAUAAGUUGAUUUUGAAUGUGUAUUUUGUUUAUUUGUUGAGCUGUAUACUGUUGCUGUCAUAUGAGAAAUAAAAUUUGUUUUUAUUAUU
Molecule: messenger RNA, 2614 nt
Organism: Gracilinanus agilis (Agile Gracile Mouse Opossum)
Lineage: Eukaryota; Metazoa; Chordata; Mammalia; Didelphimorphia; Didelphidae
Gene: TSN
Product: translin
Exons: 7
Coding region: 85-771 (228 amino acids)
Biological process (GO): RNA metabolic process
Cellular component (GO): cytoplasm; nucleus
Molecular function (GO): RNA binding; sequence-specific DNA binding; single-stranded DNA binding
Source: RefSeq, a predicted model, not a curated record